Molecule: messenger RNA, 609 nt
Organism: Rotaria socialis
Lineage: Eukaryota; Metazoa; Rotifera; Eurotatoria; Philodinida; Philodinidae
Source: the annotation of a GenBank genome assembly
AUGAUCGUAUUAGUUGUAAGUGUUUUAUUGUUGAUAAUUCACCAAGGACAAUGUGCAGUGCAAGCUACUGCUAUCCUCUACGCUGAUAAUACAAAUAAAUCCGCUGGUAUACUGACUUUCACGCAAGACAAUGCAGGCGCAUCAGUCCGCAUUAGUGGCUCGCUCUCCGGACUCAAUAUCACCAGUGCACAUGGUUUUCAUGUUCAUGAAUUCGGAGUGUCAGAGACUGUACCUAAUUGUACAGCAGCUGGUGGACAUUUUAAUCCUUUGAAAACUUUACAUGGCCCUCGUACGGCUAAUAUAACAAGUCGACAUGUUGGCGAUCUUGGAAAUAUAACAACCGAUGAUAAAGGUAAUGCUAAUAUUAAUAUAGAAGAUUCGAUAAUCCAACUUUAUAAUGGGAACCGAUCAAUUGUGAAUCUAACUAUUGUUGUACAUCGUAUGCGUGAUGAUGGUGGUCAAGGAGGAGCGUCAAGUAGUAAUACAACUGGAGAUGCUGGUGCGCGAGUUCUAUGCGGUCGUAUUCUAUCAUCAGACGCAUUAAUCAUCAAACCAGCUAUGUUUAUCUACCACAUAGCGAUAAUGACUGCUAUUUUAAUGUUUUAUUAA